Molecule: messenger RNA, 689 nt
Organism: Parastagonospora nodorum SN15
Lineage: Eukaryota; Fungi; Ascomycota; Dothideomycetes; Pleosporales; Phaeosphaeriaceae
Exons: 2
Coding region: 71-619 (182 amino acids)
Cellular component (GO): extracellular region
Source: RefSeq, a predicted model, not a curated record
ACACUCAGUCUGAGUGACCAGAGCACAGAUCUCCAAAUCCGUCCCAUACCAGUGUGACUGAUACUUCAUCAUGCAUUAUUCUCUGUUCCUUCUACCAUUCAUCGCCAUAAGUCAAGCUAUCCCUUUGGCGCCUCGUCAGGACUCACAAGCUCUCGCACCCCAACUACUCGAACAAAUCAGGAGUCUAAACACAGCCGUGACGCAGCUCACAACCGCUGUCAACAACUACGAUGGUUCCCUAUUUGGCGUCCUUCCCCAAGGCAUCGCAGUGAUUUCUGCGGAGAAGAAAGUCGAUUCCCUGGUGUCCAAAGCAACAGAAACUGCGCAAGACAGCAGCAAGUUCACUGCGCCGGAUAGUAAAGAGGUUGUGCAGACUCUGGCAACCCAGAUUGGUCCCAUUAAGGACUCAUUGUCUGCGCUCAAGACCAAGUACCCUGCGUUCAAGAGAACAUUCACCGCUCCGAUCGUAUUGAAGGACCUCAAGACCUUGAAGGAACACACGGGUGAACUCAUUGCCGCUGUUAAAGAAAAGGUUACCGCCGAGGAUGCUGGGCUUUUGGACUUUGGUAAAGGCAUUCUUGAUCAGGCGUUUGACGACGCGAUUGGUGUUUACAGCUAAGCGUUCUUGCGCGGUCUUCAGUCACCAUUAUUCAAGGAAAUUGCAAUGCAACAAUAAUCUUAUAUGGUAU